AUGGCUUUGGAUAAUUGGUUUCAAAAUUGGCACUCGCCGUUCCUUCACGAACCAUUGCACGCACCCAUCAACCACACUACAACACCAAACAUCUUGCCUUUAUUAUUUACCUUAAAUCUGGUAAAACCAAAAGAGAAAAAACAUUUUAAUAAUCAUUUUCCUAUAAAACUAAGCAAGGAUGAGGAGUUUAACAGUAAAUCCAAGACAAAAAAUCAAACUUACGAAAAAGAGAACAAUCUAAAGCCUCUUGAAGUCACAGGUCCUUUUAAGACUUGGUACAGAUGGAAAACUUUGGAUUUCUACUAUCCAACCGAAGAGGAAAAGUUCGAGGCCAUAGCCAAAGGAGAUUUUGUACCUGAGAAUAAUUUACCUUUAGGCAUAGAAGUGUACAAAGACAGAAUAUUUCUGUCGAUGCCCAAGUGGAAAGCCGGAGUACCGGUUACUUUGGCUCAAUUGCCUAGGGUACCCAAAAAGGAGUCGCCUAUGUUGGUGCCUUAUCCAAAUUGGGGCUGGCAUUCGGAAAAAAGUUGUGAUUUAAUCACUUCAGUCUUCCGAAUGCAAGCAGAUUCGUGCGGUCGCCUCUGGGUGAUGGACUCUGGCAAAGUCUCAAUCACAACUGAAGAAGCCAAACAACACUGUCCCCCAAAACUAUUAAUUUUCGAUUUGGAAACCGACCAACUACUAACAAAGUACGUUUUCGCCAACGAGUUCAUCAAAGAGGACAGCUUGUAUUCCAACAUCGUUGUAGAUGUAAGAGAUGGAUAUUGCCACGAUGCUCAUGCUUAUAUGUCUGAUGUUUGGAGGUUUGGAAUAGUCGUAUUCCGUUUAUCAGACCAGCAAGCCUGGAGAGUAACGGAUCACUUAUUCUACCCUGAUCCUUUAGCAUCCUCCUAUAGGUUGCAUCAUCUUCAAUUCGAAUGGAUGGACGGUGUUUUUGGUAUGGCCCUAAGUCCCCAAAAAAAACCUUUUGAUGACAGAAUCAUGUACUUCCACCCUAUGUCUAGUUUUAGAGAAUUUUCACUUAGAACUUCUUAUUUGAGAAACGAAGCUGCUGAUAAUAGGGAUGCUUUUACAAUAAUGGGGCAAAGCAGAGGAGCGCAAGGGCACGUGUCUUCUUCCGUUAUGGACAAAAACGGAAUAAUGUAUUUUAAUCUAGUCACCAGGGAUUCUAUAGGGUGUUGGGAUUCGGGAAAGCCAUAUAAAAGGGAGAAUUUGGGGGUUGUUGCCAGAAGCAAACAGACUUUGGUGUUUCCAAAUGAUAUGAGAUUGGAUCAAGAGGAGGAGCAAAGUAUGUGGGUUGUCACCAAUAGGCUCCCCUAUUAUCUUAUUGAAGGUUUAGAUAUUAGUAGGAUUAAUUUUAGAGUAAUGUCCGCCUAUACUGAAGAUUCUAUAAAAGGCACCAUUUGUGAUCCAAAUGUUCACAAUGAAUUUACUUAUGUAGACUAUCUUGAGGAUAUUGAUUGCUAUUGA
Ceutorhynchus assimilis (cabbage seed weevil) is the source of this 1470-nucleotide messenger RNA. NCBI's taxonomy places the organism in Eukaryota, Metazoa, Arthropoda, Insecta, Coleoptera, Curculionidae. The record is from the annotation of a GenBank genome assembly.